Molecule: messenger RNA, 3298 nt
Organism: Electrophorus electricus (electric eel)
Lineage: Eukaryota; Metazoa; Chordata; Actinopteri; Gymnotiformes; Gymnotidae
Gene: tmcc3
Product: transmembrane and coiled-coil domain family 3
Cellular component (GO): endomembrane system
Source: RefSeq, a predicted model, not a curated record
GUGAGAAAAUCCACCGCGUUUGUCCUUCUUGUGGACUGCAUGGAGCAGGAAACCUACACGGACUUAUUCCAAUAGAGGACUUAUUCCAGCAUGGCAGGAAAUGUUUCAGCUCAAGGUCCAACACCAACGAUUUUUGUUCCUAUCGCGGCUGUAAAGUGACUCGUUUCGACGGUGCUGCCAGGUAAGUUAGCGAGUCGUUGCCGCCCCGCCUUCAUUCGCUCUCCCGUUACACCGGUUACAAGUGGGUGGGUACGCGCGCGGCUCGAAGGGCAUAUGUUGCGUCCCGGUUGAGCUCUAGCGGAUUACCACGCGGGGGACUACCGAGAGCGCUCGCCUCGUAACUCCAGAGACGAUGUAACGGAACCGGCGAGCAAAGGACGGCGCACACGCCAAUCUGACCGGUACCGGUGGAGGGAACUAUGCCUGGCGCCGACACUGCGACGGAGAAAAGUUCACCCGAAGUUACCAGAGACUCCGAGGAAAUGGUCGAUCGGAUGGCUGACAGGAGCAGUCUGGCGCCCCCCGUAGACAUACAGCGUGGCGGCUCAGAGCCAUGCCUGAAGACAGAGGGCGACGGGAGCCAGCGCGAGGCCUGCCGGGUGCGGCUAGGGCUGAACAACCCGCAGCAGAAGGUACUGAAGGUGACGGAGCAGCUGCGCAUCGAGCAGGCCCUGCGCGACGCCAACGUGGCCGAGUACCUGAAGCUGGUUGGCAGCGCAGAUAAGCAGCAGGGCAGCCGCAUCAAACAGGUGUUCGAGAAGAAGAACCAGAAGUCAGCGAAGACCAUUGCGCAGCUGCAGCGCAAGCUCGAGCAGUACCAUCGCAAGAUCAAAGAGCAUGAGGCCGCCUCCGGCCCCGCCCCCAAUGGCACCAAGCACACCCAUGGCAAAGAUGGCAAGGAGACGUCUAAGGAGAGCCUGAAGGAGUGCUCCAAGGAAGGCAGGGUCCGGGGGAAUGGGCGGCAACCCCAUCUGGACAAGGUGAAGACGAUCGGGCCAGGCGUGUCGCUCUCGCCACCAUUCUUCUUCAACAAGUCGCGUGGCCUAGCCAGCCUCAUCCGCAACAAGUUCGGCAGCGCCGACAACAUCGCCCACCUGAAGAGCUCCAUGGAGACAGGGGGCGGGCUCCAGGCGGAGGGGGUGGGGCGGGUGCUGAGCGGCAGCGCCACUCUGACCAGCAAGCCAAAGUACCUGAGCGACGACGAGUGCUCGACGGGCACGUCCAUGUCGGCGGAGAGCAAUGGGCAUGGCAGAGACUCUGCCCACGGUCUGGCUGCGGUCAUCAGCGGGCAGGGCGAGGGUGCUGGCAGACUGGCCGAUGCCCUGGAGGAGGCGCAGGAGGUGAGGGUGGCACAGGUUCAGCUGGCCGAGGACAUCGAAGCCCUGAGGAGCCAGGUGAGACGUAACUACGGCUUCAUCACUCAAAUGCUACAGGACGAGCGAUACAGGUGUGAGCGGCUGGAAGAUCAGCUGAACGACCUGACCGAGCUACACCAGAACGAGAUGGCGAACCUGAAACAGGAGCUGGCCAGCAUUGAGGAGAAAGUAGCCUAUCAGGCCUAUGAGCGAGCCCGGGACAUACAGGAGGCGCUGGAGGUCUGCCAGACGCGCGUCAGCAAGCUGGAGCUUCAGCAGCAGCACCAGCAGCUCGUGCAGUUGGAGAGCGCCGAUGCCAGGGUGCUGCUGGGCAAGUGCAUCAACGUCAUGCUGGCCAUCGUCACGGUGAUCCUCGUGUGUGUCUCCACGGCAGCCAAGUUCACAGCGCCGUUGCUGCGCAGCCGGCUGCACGUGCUCGGCACUUUCGUAUGCAUAUGCUUGCUCGCGCUUGGUUGGAGCCACUGGGAGCAGGUGCAGUGCGCUGCUGAGCGCAUGCUCCUGGCCAGCUAAAGCGUGCGAACGUGUGUGUGUGCGUGUGUGUGUGUGUGUGCGUGUGUGUGCGUGCGUGUGUGUGCGUGUGUGCGUGUGCGUGUGCGUGCGUGUGGGCCGGGUGUUGGCAGGUGGGGAGUGAUCAGACCCUGAUUGACAAAAUGACACUGGAUAUCCGGAUCUGUCCGGCAGUCUUCACUACAGCCAGACAUUUGAAGGAUUAAAUGCUCCCAGUACUGUGGGUUUAAAUAAACUAGCAUGUUUGUGUAGGCGCGCGUGGGUGUGUGUGUAUUUAUCUGCUUGUCCGAACAAACGGGUCGAUUUUUUAAAAACUGUACUGUGUUAGCUGUUCUGAACCGAGUCCCUGUGUAGUUGUUUCAGAACAUCACUAAUAAUGCUCUAACGUCGAGUUCUGGUCACCAGAGUAAACAUGUUUAACUGUGCCUUCUGAGCACAGGCAUGCAGGGUGUGUUUGGGAGUGGGCGGAGUCAAAAGCUGAGCUCAUUAGGCUCAGGACGCACAUGGCCUCACCCACUGCCCCCCUGAGGGCUGCGCUGAUCAUGGAGUUUAAGCUUCUGAGCAAAUGGAGCUGAUUCUACUGUGCACAAAAAAGAAAAUAUGCUUUGUGUUGUUCUUAUUUGUUUAUUUGUUUUUGUUUAUUUAUGUGUGAUGAGGAUGCCUUUAUUAAAUAAGAGCACCAGAAGGAUGCUAAGCUAAAUGGACUUUAGGACUAUUUUACAUGACAAUUUUAGUAAAUAUUUUUAUAACUAUUUUUUUCCUUUUUCUGUUUCUUCAAUUCAGAAACCUUUUUGAGAAGACUGAGUAAUGUCCACUGCUCUGCAGGGCGUGUGUUGGUUUUUAUCAACAAAAUCGUAAACUGUCACUGUCACAGAAUGUCUCCCACACAGAUGUUUGUUUGUUUGUUUUUUUUAAGUGUAGAUGCUUACUGCAGAGCUAAAGGGAGAAUAACGAAAGAGAAAGCUGGUACAUCAGCCACCUCCCACUCCUAAGCAAAAUAUCUGCUUGAGAGCAGUCCAGCACCAAAGGACCAAAUUAGUGGUGGCAGGUGCCUUCCUGCAACCCCAAACCAUUACACCUGGUUCAACCAUUCCUGUUUGGGGUCGAGACUUAUCCAUAAGGACAGGGGAGAGCCGAUGACCACUGGGCUACAACCUACAGCAGUACCAGCUUGUGUAGCACAUGGAAACUAGUUAUCUAAUACCCUUGAAUUGACUGUUUCUGUCUAUUCCUGGUAGUUUCUGUACAAAUACUUUAAAUAUAUCAGGAGCACUACAGCCUCCCUGCAUUCUCCAGUCUGAAAGGAUUAUUAAAGGUAUUUACCUAAUCAUGUAUUCGUGCUGCAGUGUUGUAUAUUGAGUCUCGAAAAGAAUGUCGUUUUCCCAAAUAAAUGAUGCUCUUUUACAGCAAAUAUU